UGCAGUUGGCAAGAAGAAAGAAGGGAGGAGAGAGAGAGAGAGAUAAAAGAAAGAGAUCUGAAGGAGGAAGAGUGUUCUUCCCGGGGUGCUUUGGGAGUGCGGGCACAGUCAGGCACAGAAUGACUGUUUUAUAACUGGAAUCGUCAGUGACGUAUGGCUGCCCGCUCCUUGGCAGCUGUCUUUAUGGACCAGUAGGCAGAGAGAAAUUGACGCUGACAAGACUUUUGCAUCUUGGAAGGGACUGUAAUCUACUGUAGUGAAGAACAGAGCCUCUCAAUCAGGCGGGUGUGAAUAAGAGACAGAGGGGAGUCCAAAAGAAAAGGAAGAGGAGGGGGAAAAAGUGUGUGUUGGGGGGAAGCAGGGAAAAGCAUUUUUGGUGGAUGGUAUGAAGCCAGCCAUGGAAACUGCAGCCGAGGAAAAUACUGAACAAAGCCAAGAAAGAAAAGUGAACAGCAGAGCUGAAAUGGAAAUUGGCAGGUACCACUGGAUGUACCCAGGCUCAAAGAACCAUCAGUACCGUCCCGUGCCAACCCUGGGGGACAGGGCUGGCCCCUUGAGCAGUCCAGGCUGCUUCGAAUGCUGCAUCAAGUGUCUGGGAGGAGUCCCUUAUGCCUCCUUGGUGGCCACCAUCCUCUGCUUCUCUGGAGUCGCCCUGUUCUGUGGCUGUGGACAUGUGGCUCUUGCGGGCACCGUGGCGAUUCUUGAGCAACACUUCUCCACCAACACCAAUGACCACGCCUUGCUGAGCGAAGUGAUACAGCUGAUGCAAUAUGUCAUCUAUGGAAUUGCAUCCUUCUUCUUCUUGUAUGGCAUCAUUCUGUUGGCAGAAGGCUUUUACACCACCAGUGCAGUGAAAGAGCUGCAUGGUGAGUUUAAAACAACUGCCUGUGGCCGAUGCAUCAGUGGAAUGUUUGUUUUCCUCACCUAUGUGCUGGGAGUGGCCUGGCUGGGAGUGUUCGGGUUCUCGGCAGUGCCUGUGUUUAUGUUCUAUAACAUAUGGUCAACUUGCGAAGUGAUUAAGUCACCACAGACCAAUGGGACCUCGGGUGUGGAGCAGAUCUGCGUGGAUGUCCGGCAAUAUGGUAUCAUUCCUUGGAAUGCUUUCCCUGGGAAAAUAUGUGGCUCUGCUCUGGAGAACAUCUGCAACACAAAUGAGUUCUACAUGUCCUAUCACCUGUUCAUUGUGGCCUGUGCUGGAGCUGGUGCCACCGUCAUUGCCCUGAUCCACUUCCUCAUGAUACUGUCUUCUAACUGGGCUUACUUAAAGGAUGCAAGCAAAAUGCAGGCUUACCAGGAUAUCAAAGCAAAGGAAGAACAGGAACUGCAAGAUAUCCAGUCUCGGUCAAAAGAACAACUCAAUUCUUACACAUAAAUGCUUGCCAGAGCGCAGCAGCCGACGAAUUUUCAGCUCUGACAAAUCAUCAGACAGCUGCUCUGCAGUACAGAUGUGUAUCCCACCAAACUAAUUGUAGACGUACCAACAUUUCACUGUCUGUCUCAAGCUGCUGGGAUGUAUCUCUAGGAAAAUCUUCCAGUGGGUAAAUCUUUUUCUUUAGAUAAGAUAAGCAAAUAUUGGAGGUUUCAUGUUAGCCAUUUUAAGAGGCAACACUGACGAAAUGAUUGUUCAUCCUUUGAAAAUGUGUGGCAUGUGCACACUUACUGCCAGAGCCAUUCUGACACAGGCAAUGGGAAUACAUCAUGCUCCUUGAUGGGGACCUGUGACAUGCCAGCAUCAAAGGAUGGGAUCAUAGAUUUACAUCUGCCAUCUGUCCUCAAAUGUUAUCAAAGUAGAACUGAAGUUUCACUUCUGACAGCUGACCUUUGGCUCAUCAAAGAUAAUGUGAUUCUCACAAUCAACUUUUAAAAACAAUUAGCACCUCCAAAGUCUAGGACCCAUUAACUCUCUGAGCCAAUCAGAAAUCGAUUUUCCAAUAAUGCAAAAACGAGCUACAAAUCUGGUAAACCUACCACUGAAGAAGGUGGAUUCUGGCUCAAGCUUUACAAAAUCAGUUUUAUAAUAGAUUUCAUCGUACCAAUAUGAUAAUGACCCAAUGAUCAUCCUUCUUGUUGGAAAUGUCAGCUCUGCCUUAAUGAGUAUUUGCUUUAAAUUUUUAAGAAUUUAUAUUAUAACCAGAGACCCAAAAAUCCUUCACAGAAUUUUGUUCCAUUUUUCUUAAUUAAGAAGUGUUACCGUAUUAAAAUGAGCACCAUUCUAAAUCAUUUUUAAGUGGUCUGGAUAGUGAGUUUACAGUUUCAUACCAACUAUCUAAAAUCUGACUGCAAAUUGACCAGACCUCUGACCUCCUUUUCUAGACUUUAAUACAUAAGUAAUUUAGAGUUGGUAUUUCAUUUUUCCUAUCUAAAUCUUAAUUUCCUGGGAUCGUAAAGAUUUGAUGUUCAGUGGAGAAACUGCUUGAGUUUAAGCCAUUUUCAAAAGAAACUUGCCUUCUAACUCAUUCCAGAACAUUAAGUGACUAUAGAUACUGGGUAUUAGUGACAGUAAGCUUUGUGUUGUUCUUUUUGAAAUGAUCCAUAGAACUGUGGGGUGCAUCAGUGCUUUUCAAAGGGGCUGCAUACUAUAGGGUUAACUAUGUAUAUUCAUGUUAAGAGUUAACUUGUGGUUUGGCUGUUUCCUGGACUUUCAAACAUAUACAUGUGCAGAAAUGUAUUCAAAUGAAAGGAAGCAUACCUUUAUCAAAAUGCUAUUAAAAUUGAACAUCAAGUAUAAUAUUUCAUUUUAAUUUUUUUGGUUAAUGCCUAAAAAUGCCUAUUUGGAUUUUUUUUUUUAAUUGGGAGAAGCUCUCUUCUGUGUAGAACAGUUAUUUGAAGGUAGCUUAGUGUUUUGUUUUCCUGUUGCAUGACAGACUUCAAUAUUUUUUCCAACAGUGGAGGUGCUGUUAUUAGAGUCCAGUGUUCUAGAAAAGGCAGUGUCUAACGCCUAAUUUUACUUUUCUAAUUCUGGUAGCUACUGCCAGGAAUUUUUGAAAGUUUUGUUGACGUAGUCUAAUAUUUUUUAUGUAAAGAGCAUUAAAUUUUGCUAUGUAUAAAUUUUUGUAACCUAACAGUGAAUCAAUAUUUUCUAUCAGUGCCAAGGGCUUCCUGUAGUUCUAUUCAAGUGUUACAAUAAAUAUUUGUAGAUAAUAGUCAAUACUUGUGUAUGCUUAUUUUAAAAAUCUAUUUAGGUGGAAAUAGUUGUGGAUGUACUAAGAGUAUUGAAAUAAAAUUAUAGCUUCAUUGACUUGCCUUUUUACCAUACAGAAAUCCUAUCUUUCUCUGUUCUCAGUAUGGUGUCAUUUUUAAAUAAUAUGCAUCAACAAUAUUUCACAUUUCUAUAGAAAUUAGUCCAUGAAAGAGUGCUACAAGUUUUAUUUCUCACAAAAAUCUAUUUUCAGCAAAAAGUAAUUUGUCAAAAUAUUGUAACCCACUGGGCUGUAUUUUGUAUAAAAUACCAGUAGUACUUUACAAAUCUGUGUGAAAAGUAUAGAUUUUCAUGACUAGUUUCUCCAAUAAAUAAAAGCCAUCUACCUACAGGACUAACACACAGCUUAAUCUUGGGUGACGUAGAAAUAAUGGAGAGCCUUAAUAAAGGGUCCGGAUUCUGUUGACUAAUUUUCAUACUCAAAAGUAUGAAAGUCUAGUGAAAGAUUUAUUCAGGAAUGUAACAAUCUGGUUCUAACCGUUCUCUGAAGCAGAAGAGCUCAGUCUGUUUCUUGGGAUUUCAUUUGAUAACAACUACUCUGUCAGCUGAUUAUGCAUUUGGAUUUUCUACACCUUACCUUUCUUAGUGAGGACCAGCCUUGUCAUGGACACAGUGGCAUUUCUAAAUGAGGUGCCGACUCUGGAUCACUGCCCUUCACUCAUAUACUGCAGGAGAGUAAGUGGGAGCCCAGCUGGCAAAAGAUUUGUCACACUGCUUAGUACCUUCUGUUUGAGUAGCAUUUUGUGCAAUUAGACAAGCCACAUGAAUUUCCUGAAUAAACUGUAAAUAAUGAUUUGACGAAA
Jaculus jaculus (lesser Egyptian jerboa) is the source of this 4002-nucleotide messenger RNA. It is a transcript of the gene Gpm6b, whose product is annotated as glycoprotein M6B. Bases 386 to 1372 code for a protein of 328 amino acids. Gene Ontology annotation, cellular component: plasma membrane; myelin sheath. Gene Ontology annotation, molecular function: structural constituent of myelin sheath. The record is from RefSeq and is a predicted model, not a curated record. NCBI's taxonomy places the organism in Eukaryota, Metazoa, Chordata, Mammalia, Rodentia, Dipodidae. The transcript is spliced from 8 exons. Gene Ontology annotation, biological process: axon development; central nervous system myelination.